Molecule: messenger RNA, 177 nt
Organism: Plasmopara halstedii
Lineage: Eukaryota; Oomycota; Peronosporomycetes; Peronosporales; Peronosporaceae
Exons: 3
Coding region: 1-177 (58 amino acids)
Source: RefSeq, a predicted model, not a curated record
AUGUUAGAUUUGCGAGUGUCUGACCACACUGCCAUGCCCGAAAAGUCUUACACAAAAACAGAAAUCGAUGUACCUCGUGGAGGUCAAUCGUUAAAUCAAUAUUCUGAGGUUGGUGAAGCCAUGGAAAGUCCAAAUGGAUUCAGACUCGUAGUGCAAAUACGUGUGCGCGAUUGUUGA